UUUACAGCAACCCAAUAGCAUUGUUUCUAGAGAGAGAGUGUGAGAGGGGAGAGAGAGAGGGUUUCAAGGGAGGAGACAUGCCCAAUUCCUUUCCAACAUUUCUGUUUCUUGCUCCUUCUCAGCUUAUCAGAUCCCAAAGGAUUCAUCAAUGAUAUAGAUGGCUAUACGAGUUCAAAAUUUCCCCACUGAAAUAUUUGAGCAAAAUCCAAAUUAUCCAAUGUCUCAUUUUGCUAUUAACUGUCCAUCAUGGUGGAAUUUACACGAACAACUCCUUCCCCAAUCCUCAUCCGUGCAUUUUAGCUUGAAAGUGGAAUCACCAUCAGAAUUGCCUCUCAAAGCAAAGCAUUUUGGUCUUCAACGAAAAGACCAGGAUUCAUCAUCAACUCAAUCGAGUGAUCUAUCUCACCAUGAAGUUUUGAAUAUGACGGGGACCAAUUCUCAAGAUCAAUGCAUUUCAUCGGAACCGGCUCAAGAAAGUGAUGGAAAGCAUGUAGAAAGCCAAAUGAAGCCAUUUUUCUUAAGGGGCCAUCAAGAUUUUGCCACCAGUCCUUCACAGAUUGAUCCUAGCCUGUCAAUUGGUUGCAAUAUUCCUUCACGGAUUGAUCCUAGCCAGUCAAUUAACCACAUCCUAUACCCGUAUGCUGAUGCUUACAGCGGGGGGUUAUUCACUGCCUAUGGACCACCAGCUGUUAUUCAGCAACAGAUGGUUGGAAUGACUCCUGCAAAGGUUCCACUGCCUCUUGAUUUAGCAGAAGAUGGUCCAAUCUAUGUCAACCCAAAACAAUACCAUGCAAUCCUCAGGAGGAGACAAAUGCGCGCAAAGCUUGAGGCCCAAAACAAGAUAGCCAAAUCUAGAAAGCCUUAUCUUCAUGAGUCGCGGCAUCUGCAUGCACUGAAUAGGGUUAGGGGAUCCGGGGGACGCUUUCUCCGCACGAAAAGCGAUAAAAAACCCGACCCAAAUCCUACCACUGAUACCCAUGGCAUCCCAAGAUCACUUCCCUCAAGUCAACACGUAGUAGACUUACCGAAGUUUGAACCUGAAACUGGCAAAUGUGGUGCAAUGUCAAUCCCCUCCUGCUCUGGCAUCACAAGUGUUACCAACAGUGAUGUCAUUUUUUGGCAGCCGGAUCGUGGGUUCUCAGCCACCUCUCUUGGAGUUCGGCAUUGUGCUCCAGUUGUUCGCUGAGAGGUGGGAAUGAGCAGCACGUCACCGGCUGGGCAAUUCAUCCUUGGCUUAUGUCACCUUUAUUUUUAACUGCUCUGCUCUGUGAUUGUUAUUACUAUUAUUAUUACAAGAAGCGUAAGACGCCAUAUGUACUGAAUUUCUCUGCCUAGCUUUGUUUCUUAUGCAAGACUGGGAAUGUUCUGAAUGAGGUCGCUUUUCUGAUGUC
Messenger RNA from Rhododendron vialii, 1391 nucleotides. RefSeq names its product nuclear transcription factor Y subunit A-3-like. NCBI's taxonomy places the organism in Eukaryota, Viridiplantae, Streptophyta, Magnoliopsida, Ericales, Ericaceae. Gene Ontology annotation, biological process: regulation of transcription by RNA polymerase II. The coding region runs from base 158 to 1186 and encodes 342 amino acids. Gene Ontology annotation, molecular function: DNA-binding transcription factor activity, RNA polymerase II-specific; RNA polymerase II cis-regulatory region sequence-specific DNA binding. The record is from RefSeq and is a predicted model, not a curated record. The transcript has 7 exons.